This is a messenger RNA of Symbiodinium sp. CCMP2456, 1945 nucleotides long. Lineage: Eukaryota; Dinophyceae; Suessiales; Symbiodiniaceae. The record is from the annotation of a GenBank genome assembly.
AUGGCCAUUCGUAUCAUCAUGACUGGUGUUGCCAAAGCCUUCCAGCAAGAAGUGGCGGGGCAGAUUCGCCGGAGUCCAGUGCACGAGCUCCCCAAGGUGCUCUCCGAUCUCGGUGGCGCCGUCUCUUUGGACUUCUUCAAUCUCCUCACGGCGCUGCAACGCGCGGCAAAGGGCACCGGCAAGGAUUCGCAGGCCGAGCAGAUGGCAAGAGAGCUCGUGAGCACCAUGACCAGGCGCCUCGUGGGCACGGAGGAAGGCCCACGGGGGAAUCCCGUGCCCAGGCUCGCAUGGCUCGCUCGGGCGGCCUGGGCCGCAGCACGACUGGCGCAUGAGCCCAAGCUGCGAGACUCCGCUCUGGAGUUGCUCUCGGAGGUGGAGAGAACGGCGGUGCGAGUUUUGACUUCAGCUCCCGAAGGGAAGGUCGAGCCCAGGGAUGCAGCGCAGCUCCUUUGGGCGAUGGCGACCUGGCACGUGGCUUGCCCAAGCUUGCUGCAGAGCUUGUCGCCGCAGCUACGCCGCCAGAGAUCCGAUGCUUGGGCACCGCAGGACACCUCGAAUUUGCUGUGGGCCAUGGGCCGCCUUGGCGGGGACGCGGAUGUCGUGGAGGCGCUGGUCUCGGCCGCCGCGGCCCAAGGGAUGCAGAUGGAGGUCCAGGGCCUCUGCGCCGCACUCACGGCCUGCGCGCAGCGCUUUCGGGGAUCGAUCUCGGAAGACUGGCCGAAAGGCCUGGAGACCCUCGUUCGGGCAGCAUCCGACAGAGUGGAGAAGGAGGCUUUACUGCAGGACUCUGCUGGGCAGCUUCCACACGGCCAGGCGACAGGGCGCUGGAGGCCAGCAGAGUUGGUCCAGGUGCUUUGGGCUUUGGCCGCCCUUGGCGUGGAGUCUCCACCUGCCGCCGAAGCGCUUCGACGCCGGGGCUGGGAGACCCUGUCGGCACGAGACCUCUCCCUGGUGGCGUGGAGCUUUGCUGCCACGAGCAUGAUGGACCCAAGAGACUUGGAGGCGAUUGCGAAGGCUGCUACUCCAAAGAUACAAGACUUCGACGCUCAAGGUCUCUCCAACCUUUGUUGGGCCCUGGGAUGUGCCAAAGUUGCCGACCGGGCUCUUUUCACGGAAGUGGGGAAGACGGUGCAGCUUGGAGGCCGCGCGGCCUACUCUGCGCAACAGAUGGCUAACAUAUGCUGGUCGUACGCCACCCAGGCCUUCCUCCACCGCCCGCUCUUUCAAGAGGCGGCGAGCUUCGCCCACGCGAGCCCGGAGAGCUUCCGGUCGGAGGAGCUAUCGGCCCUUGUUUGGUCCAUGGCGACGCUGGCUUUGCCUUGGGAGGGGCUGGCAAAGGUCGUGCGGAAGGCGCUGCCCAGCGUGUCGGCCAGGGAGGGUGCGAACCUUGCCUGGGCUUGUGCAGUUCUCGGAGAGCACCGCGAGGAUGUGCUCCGGAAGACAGCCAACCUGCUGCAGGCCGACGGCGAGUCGGCGCAGGAACUGCAUCUGGGGCAGUGGUAUCUGGCCUACUUGGCCUACACUUUAGAGACCCCGCCGGGUCAAGGCCCCUCCUUCUCAGCGGCAUGGCUCGAGCGCUGCCGGGUUGCGGCUCAGCGGCGGGCAACGACGCAAGGGGCAGCGUCAUCCCGGUUGCACAGCUCUGUCUCGGAAGAGGUGCGGAGGUGUCUCCGGUCUGAGCCUGUUGUGGAUGAGUUGGUCGUCGAGCAGUGCCUGGCCGUGGACAUCGCCCUUCCGGGCCGGCGACUGGCCAUCGAGGUGGAUGGACCUGUGCAUUUUGCCCGGGACGUGGAGAGCGAGGCGCUCUCGCUCUUGGGGCCCUCCAGGCUGAAGCGACGGCUGCUGACACAUCUGGGGUGGCAGGUGGUUUCUGUGGAGUGGCGCGACUGGGAUGGCUUGGACCGGGCUGGGCGCCGAAGCCUCGUGGAGAACCUGCUCCGUCCAG